AUGGAUGUGCAUCUCUUGGUGUACGAUCUAUCCCGAGGUCUGGCCCGGCAGAUGUCCCAGGGCAUGCUCGGGUUCCAUCUUGACGCAAUCUAUCACACAUCGAUUCAACUCAACGGUCGCGAAUAUGUCUAUGACGGCGGCAUCGUCGCGAUCACUCCUGGGUCAUCUCACCUGGGGCAACCUAUGGAGCGGAUUUUUCUCGGAAAGACGGAACUGCCUAUGGACGUGAUUGAGGAAUUUCUAGAUUCACUCAGGCCGAUCUUUACAGUUGAGGCAUACGACUUAUGGAAACACAACUGCAACAACUUCUCAGAUUCGCUUGCUCAGUUCCUGCUCGGGAAAGGCAUCCCAGAACACAUCAUCAAGAUGCCCGAUGCUGUACUUAGCUCCCCAAUGGGCAGAAUGCUCAUGCCUCAACUGAAUCAAACCAUCAACUCCAGCAGACAGAACGGCUCGAUUCUUGGUAUCCAGAACACCCCUUCCACCAACGGAUACGGCUCAGCACCGCAGCCAACGAAGCCCCAAGCCAAGGUCAAAGUCGUCCACAGCUCUCAGGAGCUAGAUAAUGCUCUCGAGGCUGCAAACAAGUCAUGCGCCGUUGUUCUGUUCACCUCUGCGACCUGCCCUCCAUGCAGAGUUGUCUCGCCCGUGUUUGAUGAGCUGUCCGCCGAAGCCGGCGAUAAGGCCGCUUUCAUCAAGGUCGACGUCGCCCAGCUCACACCGCUUCCCGGGAAGAGCUACCCCCGCGCAACCCCGACCUUCAUCACGUUUCUACACGGAGAGAAGGAGAAUGAGUGGGCGGGUGCUGAUCCCGCUGCUCUGCGAAGCAACGUCCAGCUCUUGCUACAGAUGGCUUGGCCGCGACACCCCCAUGAGUCCCUUAACCUCCCAAGCUUCUCCAAUCCGAAUGCGAAACCAGUGCUGUUCUCCAAGGUACCGCCACUGGCCAAGCUGCUGGGCAAGAUGGGUCCAACGGCAACCGAGUCAGCCGUUCAGGGGAUGAAGCAAUUUGUCGAGGCCCGCGACAAACAGGGCGCCGCAGCCGCUAUUCUCCCAAACAUGGGUGAGGUUUCGGCUUUCGUCCAAAAGUCGAUCCAGUCUCUGCCUGUCGAGACUCUGUUCACCAUUGUCGAUCUCUUCCGAUGCGGGCUUGUUGACGCCAGGUUCAGCGGAUACUUUGCCGAGGAGCGGGAGCACAAGACUGUCUUGGCAAUUCUCAACUUUGUCAACUCGCACAGCGAAUGCCCCUACGCUUUGCGAUUGGUAACGCUACAGAUGGCGUGCAAUUUCUUCUCAACACCACUGUUCCCAGAAGAAAUCCUUCGCAACGAGGCGCUGAGGGCUCCGAUCAUCCAGUUGAUCUCGUCAAGCUUCCUUGACGACAAUCACAACAAUGUCCGCGUCUCCGCUUCCUCGCUCAUGUUUAACCUGGCGUUGUUCAGCAACAAAGCAAGACGAGAGAAGUCGGGGGGCGUGCUGCUCGAGGGCGACAUGGUCGAACUGGCUGCAUCUGUCUUGGAGGCCAUAGGACAGGAGGAGUCCUCACCAGAGGCUCUUCAGGGCAUGCUGCUUGCAUUGGGCAACUUGGUUUACUGCGCACCGGCUGAUAGUGAAGUGACAGAUCUGCUGAGGGCAAUGGACGCAGAGGAUACGAUUCUGGCAAAGAAGAAGCAGUUCCCCAAUGAGAAGAUGAUAGCAGAGGUGGGCGCUGAGCUCUUGGGCAAGGGACUUAGACGGCCGUAA
Messenger RNA from Colletotrichum spaethianum, 1743 nucleotides. Its product is annotated as desumoylating isopeptidase 1. Gene Ontology annotation, biological process: protein modification by small protein removal. Gene Ontology annotation, molecular function: peptidase activity. The coding region runs from base 1 to 1743 and encodes 580 amino acids. Lineage: Eukaryota; Fungi; Ascomycota; Sordariomycetes; Glomerellales; Glomerellaceae. The transcript has 2 exons. The record is from RefSeq and is a predicted model, not a curated record.